GUCUCCUUCUGUCUCUCUUCAGCUGGUCUCUUUUGUGCAGCGGGACCCUCAUACGAAGCUGCCCUACAUAAGGACAGAAGAGCAAAGGAAUCUUGUCUUCCCAGGUUCCCUUCUGCUUUUGGUUCUGGUUGUCAUAGGGAACUAUCAUUCCCAGAAAGGCUUGCGAGCACCAUAGGGCUCAACCAUACCUUUUCUAGGCAUCUAGGAAAACUGCGAAACGCGAGAUUCAACAGGGGCUCCCCUUUCCUUCCGAUUUCCCCCCGCUGGAAAGAGACCUGAGGAUGUCAACAGGAAAGGCAUAAUCCUCCUCCUCCUCCUUUUGACGUGAAAUCCAACCACUCAUCUGAAGGGAGGAAUUCUUCUGCAGCGUGCCUAUGGCUACCUUUCACGCUUCUCUUCUUUGGAAUCCCAAUUCUAUUGAGGUGAUGCAGGCGCUCCCUUGCGGAUGAAGGGCAUCUCCUGCAAGGUGCAGGCUUUCCCCAUUCUGCCCCUGUACCUGGGAAUGCCUCUGCGGCAGCAGAGAUCCCGAGUCUCCUUUGAGGAGGUAGCCGUGUUCUUCACAACGGAGGAAUGGACUCUCUUGGAUCCAGACCAGAAAAAACUCUACUGGGAAGUGAUGGAGGAAAAUCAUAAGACUGUGGUCUCUCUUGGUGCAGAUCUGAGAGACAUACUGAGUAAGAAGGAACCAGGAAGAGUGGUUGUGGAAAGAGAUGAAGAUCCGGAAGUGGAAGCAAAAUCAGGGGAUCAAGUGGUAUCAAAGAGACAUCAGAGAAGGAAUAAAGAAACAAAAGAGAAGCAGAUGGAGGAACUGGCUGCCUAUCAGAGCAGGAAAAUCCCUGAGGUUCCAACCCAAGGUAAAAUACAGACAAGAAAGGGAAAGCAAAAUCAUUCUGUCAAUGCAAAAGGGUUCAGCUACAAAUCCAACAGUAAAAAAUAUCAGAGUAUUAAAACAUCUUCCAAAACACAUAAAUGCUUUGAGCGUGGAAACGGCUUUCACUGGAGGAAUGAAAUUGACAAGGUUGAAAACUCAAAUAAAUGCUUAGAGUGUGGAAAGAGCUUCUUUCAUUAUAGCUAUGUAAUUGCACAUCAGAAGAUUCACAGAGGGGAGAAGCCAUAUAAAUGUUUGAAGUGUGGAAAGCGCUUUCCUUGGAGAACCACCCUAAGUAGACAUAAAAAGGUUCAUACAGGGGAGAAGCCAUACAAAUGCUUGGAGUGUGGAAAGAACUUUUCUCAGAAUGGCAACCUAAUUAAACAUCAAAAGAUUCACACAGAGAAGAACCCAAAAAAAUGUUUGGAGUGUGGAAAGAACUUCUCUCAUUAUGGCAACUUAAUUGCACAUCAGAAGAUUCACAGAGGGGAGAAGCGAGGGGAGAUGCUAGGGGAGAAGCAAUAUAAGUGCUCAGAGUGUGGGAAGAUCUUCAGACAUAAGGACAAACUUACUUUACAUCAGAGGAUUCACACAGGGGAGAAGCCCUACAAAUGCUUAGAGUGUGGAAAGAGCUUCUCUCGGAAACCCACCCUAAAUAGACAUCAAAGGGUUCACACAGGGGAAAAACCAUAUAAAUGCUUAGAGUGUGGGAAGAGCUUUUCUCAGAACGGCAACCUAAUUAAACAUCAAAAGGUUCACACAGGGGAGAAGCCAUAUAAAUGCUUGGAGUGUGGAAAGAGCUUCUCAGAGAAAGCUGCCCUAAGUAGACAUCAAAAGGUUCACAAAAGGGAGAAGCCAUUUAAAUUCAUCGAGAGUGGAAAGAGUAUCUCUCAGAAUGACCAUCUAACUGCACAUCAAAUGGUUUACACAGGGGAGAUGCCAUAUAAAUGCUUAGAAUGUGAAAAGAGCUUCUUUUGGAUAAACCAAUUAACUGCACAUCAAAAGAUUCACACAGGUGAGAAACCAUAUAAGUGCUUGGAGUGUGGAAAGAGCUUCUCUUAUAAUAAGAACCUAACUAAACAUCAAAAGUUUCACUCGGGGGAGAUGCCAUAUAAAUGUAUGGAGUGUGAAAAGAGUUUUUCUCGGAAUGGCCAACUAACUGCACAUCAAAGGAUUCACACAGGGGAGAAGCCAUAUAAGUGCUUGGAGUGUGGAAAGAGCUUCUCUUAUAAUAAGAACCUAACUAAACAUCAAAAGUUUCACUCGGGGGAGAUGCCAUAUAAAUGCAUGGAGUGUGAAAAGAGUUUUUCUCGGAAUGGCCAACUAACUGCACAUCAAAGGAUUCACACAGGGGAGAAGCCAUAUAAGUGUUUGGAGUGUGGAAAGAGCUUCUCUCAGAAUUCUGCCCUAAGUAGACAUCAAAGGGUUCACACAGGGGAGAAGCCAUAUAAGUGUUUGGAAUGUGGAAAGAGCUUCUUUUCUAAUAAAAACCUAACUAAACACCAAAAGGUUCACAAUGGGGAGAAGCCAUAUAAAUGCAUGGAGUGUGGGAAGAGCUUUUCUUGCAAGAGCAACCUAACUGUACAUAAAAAGGUUCACACAGAGGCCAAAGUGUACAAAUGCUUGGAGUGCGGGAAGAGCUCUCAGAACGGCACUCUAAAUAAACAUCACACAGGGGAGAAGACGUAUAAAUGUUUGGAGUGUGCAAAGAACGUCACUGAGGACAGAAGCCUUACCUUACACCACAAGGGUCACACAGGAAUAGCCAUCGAAUCUCAGCAUGUGGAAAACCAGUUACAGUUGUUCACCUUGCCAGUUUUUUGCCAAGAUGUUUUUUAUGGUAGCUUAAUGAGGCUCACCCCUGUGCCCAGUCCCCUCCUUUUUGUCCCUUCACCCUCUUUCCUUUUCCUCAAAGAUAUAUCUGUAGCAUCACUCUGA
Heteronotia binoei (common prickly gecko) is the source of this 2806-nucleotide messenger RNA. RefSeq names its product zinc finger protein 665-like. Gene Ontology annotation, biological process: regulation of transcription by RNA polymerase II. Gene Ontology annotation, molecular function: RNA polymerase II cis-regulatory region sequence-specific DNA binding; DNA-binding transcription activator activity, RNA polymerase II-specific. NCBI's taxonomy places the organism in Eukaryota, Metazoa, Chordata, Lepidosauria, Squamata, Gekkonidae. The record is from RefSeq and is a predicted model, not a curated record. Gene Ontology annotation, cellular component: nucleus. Bases 446 to 2806 code for a protein of 786 amino acids. The transcript has 5 exons.